Molecule: messenger RNA, 2522 nt
Organism: Cheilinus undulatus (humphead wrasse)
Lineage: Eukaryota; Metazoa; Chordata; Actinopteri; Labriformes; Labridae
Product: zinc finger protein 813-like
Exons: 8
Coding region: 870-2321 (483 amino acids)
Cellular component (GO): nucleus
Source: RefSeq, a predicted model, not a curated record
AAAAACAUUCAAAUAAAGAACAUUCUACUGUGGAAGAACAUUCAGCUGAAGACAAACAUUCUACUGAAGAAAAGCAUUCAGCAGAAAAACAUUCAAAUAAAGAACAUUCUACUGUAGAAGAACAUUCUGCUGAAGACAAACAUUCUACUGAAGAAAAGCAUUCAGCAGAAAAACAUUCAAAUAAAGAACAUUCUACUGUAGAAGAACAUUCUGCUGAAGACAAACAUUCUACUGAAGAAAAGCAUUCAGCAGAAAAACAUUCAAAUAAAGAACAUUCUACUGUAGAAGAACAUUCUGCUGAAGACAAACAUUCUACUGAAGAAAAGCAUUCAGCAGAAAAACAUUCAAAUAAAGAACAUUCUACUGUAGAAGAACAUUCUGCUGAAGACAAACAUUCUACUGAAGAAAAGCAUUCAGCAGAAAAACAUUCAAAUAAAGAACAUUCUGCUGUAGAACAUUCUGCUGAAGAAAAAUAUUCUACUGAAGAAAAGCAUUUAGCAGAAAAACUUUCAAAUAAAGAACAUUCUGCUGUAGAACAUUCUGCUGAAGAAAAAUAUUCUACUGAAGAAAAGCAUUUAGCAGAAAAACUUUCAAAUAAAGAACAUUCUACUGUAGAAGAACAUUCUGCUCAAGAGCAGUCAGCAGAAAAACAUUCAAAUAAAGAACAUUCUACUGUAGAAGAACAUUCUGCUCAAGAGGAAUAUUCAGAUGAAGAAGAUGUAGAUGAAGAAGAACAUUCCGUAGAGGAAGGACAUUCAGCCGAUAAGGAGUCUCAUUCAUCGUGGGGUAACAAGAACAUUUCUGAUCCACCAUCCACUCACGAGAAACCCAGCCUAGUGCUACGCAGACGCCUUCUUGUUAGAGAGGACAUGUAUAAACCUCGCAGCAAGUGCAAGAACUGCAUCUGUCUAAGGGUCCGUGUCUUUGAGGGUCCCCCAGCAGAUUCAAUAAAACAUGCGUUACGCAUUCAUCCGGUCCAGAAGGUAGAGUGUCCUCUAGGCUUAGAGGAGGAGGACUUUGUGAAGCUGCUGAGGUCCCGUUUGCCCCAGCUGGACGGUCAGACGCCUUUCGACAUCUAUAAAGUCAACAGGAAACGGAAAUUGGUGCCAGUAAGAAUCGGGAAGCUGACAGCAGAAGAAGUUGCAAUAGUGACUUCACACAACUUUUACCUCCGACCUAAGACCAAAGAGGAGGAACUUUUGCAGGAUAAAGCUGCUGCUUCAGACCCUUCACCUGCAGAUCAACCCAGACAUAGGCUCAUAAUACGGCCUCGUAAGAGUUUCCUUUUCAAACAUCUGAUGGUUGACACAGACAGCCAUGUUAGUCUCCAGCUCCGCAUCCUGGAGGAUCCUCGCAUCGAUGUAGUUGGACACAAGAUAUACUCAAAGUUCCCAGCAUAUGUGGUCCAGUGUCCUUGUGGUCUGAAGGAAAACGAGUUCCUGGACCUGCUGACCUCCGCCUUCCCUCACCUCCGAGCUCUGUCACCGUUCAAUUUAUUUAUCUCAAGCAACAAUAGAAGGCUGCAGCUGCUGGAUGUUGAAAGUAUGACCCCAGAAAACAUCAAGACUCAGCUUAGAGCCGCUGCCAAACAUAUCCCAAUCAUCUACAUCCGACCAAGGGGACAGCGCGGUGCCCCGUUAAGAGACUCUUCUGAUCCAGUCAACCUGGACUCUAGGUCAGGAUCACAACAGGACAUCGACUACAUGGAGGAAGAGGAUAACAGCGAUCCGUAUGACCUCUUCAGUGAUGACCAGGACGUUGAGAUGACUGCUGAUGACUGGCAACUAGAUGAAUAUGAAGAUGAACCAACGAGUAAUGGAACAAUCCAGGCGUCUCCAAUGGCGUUGCGUUCUAACAGUGUUUCUGUGUUCUGUAAAGUCUGCAUGAGUCUGCACAGCUCAAUGAACAUGCUGGUCAGACACUCUCGGGGUCACUUAGAUGAUCCGCGGCGGCUUUGCGGAGUGUGUGGCGAACAAUCAGAGUCAGCAGCGGAGCUGAAGCGUCACCUUCAAACCCACCAGCGAACUCACAGGUGUGACAUCUGCGAACAGUCGUUCUCAAGCGUUGCUGGUUUAAAUGAGCACCUGAGGCAGCACAGAUGCAAGAAAUGCAACCGAACUUUCAACAGGUGGUCCGAGUUUCAGAGUCACAGCUUGGUCCAUGGAAAGAAGCGGCGACGUGAUUAUGAGAUGGAACAGGAAGAGGGCAAAUCCAGCCAAUCAGGGAAGGACUGGCACCAGUGCAGCAUCUGUGGAAAAAUCACAGGCAGUGUUUACACCUUAUCCAUCCACAUGAAGACUCACUCAAAUCAGUCGAUGUAGAAAAUGAAAGCCUAUCAGUCAGUCUCUUUCAAAACUGCUGAAGACCCACGAUUAGGGGCCAGGGGGCUUGACUGUCAUACCUUUUAUAAAACACAUUAACACGGCUUUAUAUCUGCAAUCUGGACCUUUGGAGACCACCUCAGGGUCAGGGUUAGGAUCCCUAGAGCCUUCUUAUAUGCCAUGGGUGGUAACUUGUUUUGA